Messenger RNA from Symbiodinium necroappetens, 178 nucleotides. Lineage: Eukaryota; Dinophyceae; Suessiales; Symbiodiniaceae. The record is from the annotation of a GenBank genome assembly.
GCGCAGGGACUUCAAUGUGAAGCCUGUCGGUGGUACAAGAAGGAGAACACGCCCGGCAUGUUCUAUGCCCGGCUUGGAUCCAAGGAGGAGGCAGACGAGCUUCUCGCUGCCAAGGAGAUUCUGAUCGGGGGCGAGACUGCGCAAGUCUUCGCCAUCAGUCAGAAGGCUUCUCAAAAAC